CAUGCAACUCUUCAACGGCAGGAAAGGUCUUUAGAAUCAGGGUUCCAUGAGGUCAGCGCGCAUCUUGUGGGCCUCCACGAUUUCCUCCCCACUUCACAUUGCAGCACAACAUGGGACAACCAGAUCAAGGAAGGAUGAGGUCUCUUGUGUCUAGCUCUAGGUUACAUUGUAGGUGGAGCUUGGCUCUUGAACUUGAUAGGAAGCCUCAUUCCUGUCUUAAGAGUCCCAACAUUUCCACAGGAAAAGUAUUACUCUAACGCUUUUAUUUCUCUUUUUUCCUUUCUCUUGGGUGAAAGUCUUUGCAAUCUUGGAUACUGAGUAUGGCUCACCAAUCUCCCCCUUUUGGUUGGGACGCCAAGAAAAUGGAGUGAACACCAGAGAACUAGUAAUUGAAGGUGUGGAAAUGGUUUCUGUUAUUCCAGCUCUAGGAGGUAUCUUUGAGCCGCUGUUAGGCUGCAGGUGUGCAAGAGAAAAGUCCUCCUUCAUCCCUUCUUCAAGAUAUGCAAGUGUCAGCGUCUAUCCACCUGGAAGCGUCUGCAAAAGGAUGGAAAUAAUAAUCAUGCUCAAGAAUGGAACCAAAGUAUGCGUUGAUCCCAAAGCUAACUGGGUGCAGCAUUUAGUGGAGAUAAUCAGAAGCAUGAAGAAAGCAGCCUCUUCCUCUUGAAACAAACCAAAGUCUGGAAUGGCCUUGGAAGACAAAGGAUGGAUGAUGCACAAGCCCCAAAUGUGAAGCACAACUUUUUCUUUUCUUUGUGUCUGCCUAAUGCGGGGCAAAACCCUCAAUCUUGUUUGAGUCCCUAAUUAGGCUGUGUUUGCAUUUCUGCAAAUUCAGUGAACCUGUGUCUUUCUCCCCCCCACCACAAAAAAUGCAAUUAGACCGUGUUUCCAUUUCUGAAAACCCACAGUUCUAAUGCAUACACAACCUGCACUGUGCCAGUCGUGUCUAUGCCAAAAUCAUAUACAGUCCCAGGUUCAAUCCACAGUUAAAGGGCCCUUCUAGACAUCUUUUUAUUGUGCAUUAAUUUGUGCUGAAGAUGCCAUCGGAGAGGAGGGGGGGUAGGUGCGGGGAAUGGUCCCAAUCCUACCUGCCUUUUCUCUGCGUGACACUAUUGUGCUGCCCGCUCUCUUAUUUCUGUUUGCUAACUGUAUUCUAAAAUCCAGAUCUAAAAUCCAGAUCUGCAGUUCCCAGAAUAUUUAUGUUGGGGCUCUAUUAAUUAAGUCUGUUUUGAUUUCACUUUAAAAAAACAACCAGUUUCUUUCUAGGAGAAUUAAAAUCUAUUUUAAAUAUUGCAGGAGCAGGUAUUGUAAUAUGAUUAAAAACACUGAACAAUAAUGUAGCAUAUCUGACGGCUUUUUUUUUAAUCCAUGCUAUUAAUCUCUGGGUGGUUCCCUCAUGUUCUGAUAAUCUGUGUGGUUGUUUUUUAACCUUAUUAUCCCACUAGAAUGUGAUGAUUAAUUUUUGUUGU
This is a messenger RNA of Rhineura floridana, 1466 nucleotides long. Its product is annotated as C-X-C motif chemokine 13-like. The record is from RefSeq and is a predicted model, not a curated record. Gene Ontology annotation, molecular function: CXCR chemokine receptor binding; chemokine activity. Gene Ontology annotation, biological process: antimicrobial humoral immune response mediated by antimicrobial peptide; chemokine-mediated signaling pathway; inflammatory response. The transcript is spliced from 5 exons. Gene Ontology annotation, cellular component: extracellular region. NCBI's taxonomy places the organism in Eukaryota, Metazoa, Chordata, Lepidosauria, Squamata, Rhineuridae. Bases 404 to 664 code for a protein of 86 amino acids.